CAGCUCGUUAGUCAAAACAAUAACAAUUUACAACGUUUUACUUCAUCGAGUUAUUCGAAGUGACUCAAUUACAUUAGGGUUUACACUUUGGCAUUUCAAAAUCUCCCAUUUUUACGCUUAAGCAAUUCACCAAAUUCCUCUCACAAAACUACCAAUCUCUCUGUUGCAUUUAUCAUCACAGGCAUGGUGGCAUGGUGCUUCCUUUUCCCAAGCACAUUCUAUUCCAAAACCCCUUUCUCAGGAAGCUAUCACCUUUGCAAACCAUUCUUAAUGGGCAUAUCCAUUUCCACCAAUUCAAUCAUUUUCCGCAAAAGUUUUCAACUUCCACUUCCGACCACUGUGAGAGAUUAUCAUGGGAACGUUCCACCCAAGAAAUUCUACUGGAAAAGCUUAAAUUUUCUCUGAGGAAUCACCACUCACAAGAAGCAUUGGAAACUUUUCAUGAUUUUAGAAGACUUUAUGGUUACCCUGAGGUUCAAUUACUGAAUAAGGUUAUUGUUCAGCUGUGUUAUUCUUCAAAUCAUGUUUUGGUGAGAAAAUCAUUUGAUUUGGCUUUGAAAGUUGUUCAAGAGAAUUCAGGUUUGAUUCAUGUUGAUACAUUUACCAAACUUGCUUUGUCUUUGGCUAGAAUGCAAAUGUCAAUGCCUGCAUCGGUUAUACUUAGGUUAAUGCUUGAGAAAGGGUUUGUGCCAUCUAUGCAGUUUUUGUCUUUGAUUGUUUUUCAUAUUGUGAAGACAGAAAACGGAACACAUCUUGUAUCUAAUUAUCUGUCUCAAGUUUGUGAUUUUUAUAGUUCUUUGAAGGAUAAAAAAGCGCAGAAUGCGACCGUGUUGAAGCCAGAUACUUUGGUGUUUAACCUUGUUCUGGAUGCUUGUGUGAGGUUUAAGUUGGCUUUGAAAGGACUAUAUCUGAUUGAGUUAAUGCCCCUGAUUGGGAUAGUGGCCGAUGCACAUUCAAUUGUGAUAAUUUCGCAGAUAUUAGAGAUGAAUGGUUUGAGAGAUGAAAUGAUGGAAUUGAAAUGUUAUAUUGACGGAGUUUCGGCUGCUUAUGUUCGGCACUAUCGUCAAUUCUAUGAUAGUUUGUUGAGCUUGCACUUCAAAUUUAAUGAUAUUGAUGCUGCAGCUAAGCUUGUUUUGGAUAUGAAUAGCUCACAUAAUUGUAACAAUAAUGAAGAAUGUAGAAAUCAUGUACAAAAGCCUUGCUUUAUCGCGCUUGGAUCGCCUAACCUUAAGAAGGCCUUAAAGAUAAUUAUAGAGCAUGAGCUAUUGCAGAAAGACUCUGUGCUUAAAUUGGAAGGUAGAGAAGGUCUUGUUUUUUAUAAGGGUAGGAAACUUGUUCUUAGUAAUAGAGCUUUGGCUAAGUUUAUUAUUGGUUGCAAGAAAGAUGGUAGAGUUGGCGAACUUUCAAAACUUUUACUUGACAUUCAAGGGGAACAAUAUUCAGUGGCAGGGUCCAGUUUAUCUUCUGAUGUGAUUGCUGCUUGCAUUCAUAUGGGAUGGCUCGAGUCUGCUCAUGAUGUUUUGGACGACGUAGAGGCUGCAGGGUCUCCGAUGGGCCGCGACACAUAUAUGUUACUCUUGUCAGCUUAUCAGAAGAAGGCAAUGCAGAGAGAAGCAAAAGCACUGCUAAAACAAAUGAAAAAGAUUAAUUUGCACAAUGAAUUAUCUGAUGAUGUUAUCCUCAAACACACCCUUUGUGAAGAAACAUCAAAUUCUGUUGGUAAAUCAGAUUUGGCUGUCGCGUUGACUCAACUAUUGAAAGAUAAGAAUCAGACGGUUGUUCCUUUUGUUUAUAACUUCAACUCUUCGAUCUUCUUUUUCUGCAAAGCAAGAAUGAUAGAGGAUGCUAUGAGGGCAUAUAGAAGAAUGUGUGAAAUGAAAACUCGACCGACAAGCCAAACUUUUGCUUAUCUAGUGCGCGGAUAUUCUUCUCUCGGUAUGUAUCGUGAGAUUACGUUCUUGUGGGGGGAUAUCAAGAGAUUCAUGAAGAGCAGCUAUUUAGUUGUGGAUAGAGAUCUAUAUGAGUUACUGCUGCUAAACUUCAUUCAAGGUGGUUACUUUGAGAGAGUGAUGGAGGUCAUUGGCCACAUGAAUGGCCAUAACAUGUAUACCGACAAGUUGAUGUACAAAAGCGAGUUCCUUAGACUUCAUAGGAAUCUUUAUAGGAGUUUAAAAGCGUCCGAUUCAAUAACAGAAGCACAGAGCAAAAGGCUUGAGCAUGUUCAGGAAUUUAGGAAAUGGGCUGGUAUUGAUUAAAUGUGCUGAUGAUGUGUCUGCAUCUUUUCCAGCAUUGUGAACGUUUUUCUGCUUUGCCUUGAAAUAUAUCUAAGAAUGAAUUUCCUCAUUCUUUUGAUGUAUACUACUUUCAAAAUGAUGUUGGGGAGGAGAACUUCCCUCGUCCAAAAAUCUACACUUUGUAAACAUCUAGUCAUACAAGCAGUAAAUCUCUUAGUCAAAUUGAUUUGAAAACUUCAAGUUUCACCGAGUAAUUCCAAGAUACACCCCUGCCAGGCUUUUUAAAAAUUAAGCUGGCCAAAUCAACUUGAAUUUUAUAUCAUACUUUUAAAUCUUAUUCAAACAAACUUUAAUUGAGUUUACGUAAUCGUUCUUGAACUAAGUUUGCUUUAUUGUACGGGAAUAGAAUUUGAGUAAGAUCAUGAAAAGUUACCUUCAUCAUCAAUUUGAAAAGACUUACAUAGUUACAUGUGACACAACGCAGAAAGGUACCUUCAUCAUCAAUCUGAAAAGACUCACACACACACCUACAAAUAAAGAAUCUAGAA
Molecule: messenger RNA, 2782 nt
Organism: Vicia villosa (hairy vetch)
Lineage: Eukaryota; Viridiplantae; Streptophyta; Magnoliopsida; Fabales; Fabaceae
Product: pentatricopeptide repeat-containing protein At4g17616-like
Exons: 1
Coding region: 192-2255 (687 amino acids)
Molecular function (GO): protein binding
Source: RefSeq, a predicted model, not a curated record